This is a messenger RNA of Somion occarium, 288 nucleotides long. NCBI's taxonomy places the organism in Eukaryota, Fungi, Basidiomycota, Agaricomycetes, Polyporales, Cerrenaceae. The record is from the annotation of a GenBank genome assembly.
AUGCAGGUUCUGCCUGGAGAGGGGGUUUUCUUGGACUUCUGUUCACCUGUGGAGUUGAGAGAACCAUCAUUCGAGCUUGAGUCAGAUACAGACAGUCGCAGAAUGUGUUUUGGACCUGUGGAUCCCUUCUCAGUGGUGCAUUUGAAUGCACUGCUUGAUACAUUCUUUGAUGCACUGGUUGACACAGUUUUGGAUGCACUGCUCAAUGUGGUUUUCAAUGUGUUUUCUGAUGCAGAUUUAGGUGUGUUUCUAGAUGCAUUUUUGAAUACAUUUUUGGAUGUGCUUUGA